Messenger RNA from Dicentrarchus labrax (European seabass), 4282 nucleotides. RefSeq names its product neuronal acetylcholine receptor subunit beta-2-like. The record is from RefSeq and is a predicted model, not a curated record. NCBI's taxonomy places the organism in Eukaryota, Metazoa, Chordata, Actinopteri, Moronidae. Gene Ontology annotation, molecular function: transmembrane signaling receptor activity; acetylcholine-gated monoatomic cation-selective channel activity. Gene Ontology annotation, cellular component: neuron projection; synapse; postsynaptic membrane. The coding region runs from base 713 to 2212 and encodes 499 amino acids. Gene Ontology annotation, biological process: chemical synaptic transmission; regulation of membrane potential; nervous system process. The transcript is spliced from 6 exons.
ACCACUCUUGCUUCCUGUAGCUGAUCCCUUCUGAGCUUCAUAAAAGUGUAUUUUAAUUAAAGUAAACUUUCAAUGAAGGGAUUUCUCUCGUGAUUGGAGAAGAUAAGGUAGCUUUCAGUGGUUGCUUGGUAUUAAAUGCCUUCCCUAUAGGUAUUUCUGACUGUUAAUGCUUCCUGUUUGUUGUCAUGUCAAAUUGUGUCGAUCAAGACGGCGGAGAGUGAAACUGACGCCCGACGGGGGAGCGCACUGGGCGGGCAGGGCGAUGUGAGGACCGGGGCGCUUAAAUCUUUUAUCUGAGGAAUGGCCGCUUCGGCGAUAGCGUAUCCCCAGUAGCUCCUGACCCAAUAUUCUAGAGGAAAACGUUGUUUGCAUCGCUCAAGAAGAAUUGAGGGGUACUCCGCUCUCUACAGCCGGUUUCCGCUGCGCGCAAUCACAGCUCCAGGACCAGCGCUGGAGUCGGUGCGCUCUGGCAGAAAGCAUCCAGCCUCCUCAUCUCUAGGCUCAGACAGCAGUCAGUGCUCCUCUCCAUGCCUCCAAGCCUCAGCUACCGGUCGUCAUUUGCGGAAUUUCUUGCAAUGAAACCGCUAUAAUCCAGCCUGCCUUUUUAUAUUUUUUUGUUCCACUCUUUACUUACUUCACAUCGAGAGAAGAGAAGAGGGGGAAUCCACUCUUUAAGUUUUCCUGUGUCAGUCGCACUGGAGGGGAGGAAGCGAUGGCAGCCCCGGUGAAAGCAGCGCUGGCUCUCCUGGUUCUCACCGUGGCAACUGCUUUGUGUGCGGAGGUGGAGGAACGGCUGGUGAGUCACCUGUUGUCACCGGAGCGCUACAACAAGCUGAUCAGACCAGCUGUCAACAACAGCCAGCAGGUCACCAUUUACAUCCAGGUGUCUCUGGCACAGCUGAUCAACGUGAAUGAGAGGGAGCAGAUCAUGACCACUAACUGUUGGCUCAGUCAGGUAUGGAAUGACUACAGAUUAAUGUGGGACCCUGAAGAGUACGAGGGAAUCAAAAAAAUCCGGCUCCCGUCACAACACAUCUGGUUGCCAGACAUCGUCCUCUACAACAAUGCUGAUGGGACCUAUGAAGUCUCCUUCUACUCCAAUGCUGUGGUAUCCAACAACGGCGAGGUGGCCUGGCUCCCACCAGCUAUCUACAAGUCGGCCUGCAAAAUUGAAGUCCGUGAUUUCCCUUUUGACCAGCAGAACUGCACUCUGAAAUUUCGCUCCUGGACCUACGACCACACUGAGAUUGAUCUCAUCCUCCUCAGUGACUUUGCCUCACGUGAUGACUUUAAACCCAGCGGUGAGUGGGAUAUUAUUUCACUGCCUGGACGCAAGAACGAAGACCCUAAUGACAUCAGGUACCUGGAUAUCACCUAUGACUUUAUUAUCAAGAGAAAACCUCUGUUCUACACCAUCAACCUGAUCAUUCCCUGCAUCCUGAUCACGUCGUUGGCUAUUCUAGUGUUUUACCUCCCUUCAGACUGUGGUGAGAAGAUGACUCUCUGCAUCUCUGUCCUCUUGGCCCUGACUGUGUUUUUACUCCUUAUCUCAAAGAUUGUGCCACCCACGUCUUUAGCAGUGCCUCUGAUUGGGAAGUACCUGAUGUUUACAAUGGUGCUGGUCACCUUCUCCAUCGUCACCAGUGUUUGCGUGCUUAACGUGCACCACCGAUCUCCCAGUACGCACACCAUGCCCCCUUGGGUCAAGCAUGUCUUCCUGUAUCGGCUCCCCUCUUACCUCUUUAUGCGGAGACCUGGUAGCUCCAACAUCCGUGAGAAGUUCCGGAAAAAACACCAGCAGCGAUCGUACUCUGACCAGAAGCUGCGAGGAGCAGACGGAGGGACCGGAAGUCCUGCGGGAAUGGCAGAUUCAUCCUCAUCAUUCUUUGUGAACGAAGAGUCGGCCAAACGCUAUGGCUGGAAGAUCAGUGACUUGUCAGACAACACAGAUUUCAGGAAGAGGAUGACGCUCAAGUGCAACAUUGACGUAGAGGACGCAGUAGAUGGAGUGCGCUACAUAGCUGAGAAGAUGAAGAGUGAGGAUGAUGAUGAAGGGAUUAUUGAAGACUGGAAGUACGUGGCCAUGGUGAUCGAUCGUCUCUUCCUGUGGAUCUUUGUAUUGGUGUGUGUGGUCGGGACGCUGGGCCUCUUCAUGCAGCCUCUGUUCCAGAGUUACAACACACCCAUUAUUGAUGACGUGGACCAUAACUGAAAUCUGAAACCUGAACUUUGAUCUCAACAUAAUCCAGACAGUCCCCACCACAACAGAAACAGAGCUCUGACAUCAUUUUAACACAAGAACUCACAUAUCCGCCUUGCACCACACGCUCACUGGGAAACAAUAAUCAUGCACUUUAUCCCUCCUCCAUCACCUGCUCUCUUCCUUAUUUACACCCUUUGCCCUCUUCAUCCUCCAUGUGUCCUGCCAUCCUCUGCUCCAUUCAUUAGUCAUUACCUUAAUUGAUCAUUCUGGUUCAUAAUAACUUAGUUUAAUUUUAUAGUUUUGGCCAUCAGGCAGUAAACAGGAAUGAUGGGGAUCGUACUGUUAAUUGAGGAAAUUUGUGCAUGUGGCCAUAUUUCUGGCUCCAAACCCCAAAGGUUGUCACACAUGUCCAUGGCUUGGAGGGCUGGACGUGGUAUGUGCCUCGGCUACUUGUUUACCAGGAACCCACAGGUUAAAAACAGGAAAACAGUAAAUUUAUAACCUGUUGUAGCACUGAUCAGUUGACAGCUUACACACUGUCACUUCCUGGUUCUACAUUGACCUACCUUACUUAUUACUUUGGUAUGUUUAAUGAUAUCCUAAUCAAACGAAACAAUGGUCAAAACUAUGAAAACAAGACACAAGUUAAAUAAACCAGAAUUAUCUUAUCAGCCAUGAUACUUUCUCUUGGUGACCAAUAUAGAUCUGCAGGUCUCGAAGAAUUGAAAAGUAGCUUUAUUUUAAAAAGAAAACCUUUACCUGUCCUGAAAUGGUCAGAUUGAACGUGUGUUGACCUCUGUCACUGUUUACCUGGCCAAGAGCAACUCAGGACUUGAUUUUUAUUUACUUUUUCUGUUUAGAACAGAGUCGGUUGUGCUCUUUGUUUCUAAAUUAAAUUCUAAUGGGAGUGUCUAACAUGACAUUAUGGGGACUAACAUGCAUACAACAAGGCACUGUUUUUAAAUCUAUUUUUUUUUUUGUUUACUCAAAAAGAGAAAGAGCCCAAAGAUGAACAAACCCACAGAAACCAACAAGCAGACUCAUUUUCAACACAUCCCCUGAAGAGGAGAAGAUGAAUCCCUUCUGUGUAGAUCCAUAGAAGAUGAUCACCUCCCUGUGUCAUUUUACCAAUAGCACACAUACUGUAUGGAAAUCUAAUAUUUGCCUUGAAAAUGAGAGCAAGAGGGGACACAAAACAACAAACUAUUGGCCUGCUCAAAUAAAAAUGGAUGGGUAUGUGAGAUGAUGGCCAGCCUGUUUUUACCCUAACACACACCUCACUGUGUGGACCUGAAACAAUAGACUGAUCAAAUGUGAUCAAAAGUGAUGUUAAAAAGCAGCCGUGUUUUAAAUGAGGGUUAUAAUAUAAAACUAUAAACAAAAUUUAAAACCAAUGACCAUUAGGCUGUUGUUACUCACUAUGCUUCAUGUAAAGGUGCAGUACGCUGGUCUCAUCAAAGCAGUGCUCGUCAGCAUCCAUCACCAAGGAAACCAGCAGCAAUAAUAUUGUACAGUAUUUUAUAUACACUGACCUGGAGGCAAAUUAGCCAAACAGUCUGGCUCUUCACUUGCUUUAUCUUCCAUCAUAUUGAAUGCUUACAGUGAUUAUCGCAGUCUGUUCUCAGAGACGUUACUUGAAUCUGUGUCCAGUAAUUAUUUCUGGGAGUUGUUAUAAAUUGUCACUGUCAUAAUGCACUCGCCUGUCACUGCUACCAACGCUAGCCAAGGAAAAGGUGUACUGUACUAAUCCAGCUGUAUUGAUUUCUUUCAUCUUUGUUUUUUCAGUGGAUGGAAUGAAACAUACCUUUUCUUUUUCUUCUCACUGGCCAGUAAUGCUGCGUGAAUUGUUGAGCUUUGUCUGUAUAGACAAUAAAUGCUGAAACCUUCAGGAGGAGAAAGAAAUGGGAGCUGAUGUCUUGCUAACUGGAUGGAGACCUGAUGUAUCACAUGAACAAUUCAAGUAAUCAGUUAUUUGGUUAUAAUUUUAAAUAAGCAAUCCAUUACUGUUAAAAUUUUACCAUAUUUCCCUGUUCCUUUUGUUGCAACAAAAAGCAAAAAAAAGUAAAUCCUUGAAGCAUU